Molecule: messenger RNA, 1777 nt
Organism: Daphnia magna
Lineage: Eukaryota; Metazoa; Arthropoda; Branchiopoda; Diplostraca; Daphniidae
Product: epidermal growth factor-like protein 7
Exons: 9
Coding region: 307-1506 (399 amino acids)
Biological process (GO): anatomical structure development
Cellular component (GO): extracellular region; cell surface
Molecular function (GO): signaling receptor binding; calcium ion binding
Source: RefSeq, a predicted model, not a curated record
ACUCACGCACCGUCUGCCCGUUCACAAGUGGCAAUAUGGUGGGCAUGUUGGCUGGCUGCUUGUUUCAGUGCUCGUUCGUCUUAGUCAAGACAAACAGCCUUUUUGCUGGCUUGUGCAAAAGAUUGUAUCGCUCGCGUUUCUAGUACCAUCAUCAAGUGCCAUGUCUUUUUGACAAUCCGGGCAGUGCGGUAGCAGCCGGAACUGAAACGAUCGAUCCGGCCGCUAACUGACUAAUUUAUCCUUUAAAAAAAUUUUUUUUUUCAUAUUUUUUUGCGGCCAAUUAAGAAAAUAAUAAUAAAAAAAAUAAUGUGCUCAAGUGCAGUGAAACGAUCACUAGUGAUUUUGAUCAUCCAGUGCUGCUGGUGUCUGACUGGCAUCGUUGUCGACAGCAGUCGGGUAGGAUUGACGGAAAAUGAAAAGCAAUCUGCCUUCGAGCAGUUGUUGGGUAAAACUGGCCGGUUAAGGAUGUCAGGAUCGUCUCAGACGUUACUCGAAUCAACAACGACGUUACCUCCGACCAUCAUGUCGAUUGCCAUGCCGAUCAUGUUGAGUGAUGAAGAGGCCAAAAGGCACGAUCGGCGGCACGCCAUCCACCAUCAAAAGAAAAACAACAAAAAGGAUCAUUCCAAACGUCAACAUCAUGCUGGACGGCAUGUUUGCACGCACGAAGAGACGAUAACCCGACCAAUCAGAGUGGUGGAAUCCUAUUGCAAACCAGCCUAUAAAUCGUUCACUCAACGCUGUAGCAACGGCACCAUGUGCACGGCCUUCAGGGUGCAGUACGACACGGUCUACCGUACGGUGGUCAAGUACCAGACCACCACGGAGAAAAAACACGCCUGCUGUCCCGGAUGGACUCACGCAGACAAACACACCCAUGGAUGUUUGCAAGCUGUGUGUAACAAAGGUUGCAAGAAUGGCGGCACUUGCGUCAAGCCUAACGUAUGCACGUGCGCUCCGGGAUACACUGGCCCGUCCUGCGAGUCAGACCUGGAUGAAUGUUCAGCACCCGGCAGCAAUGUUUGCCAGCAAACGUGUAUCAAUUCCGCCGGAAGUUAUCAAUGUGCCUGUCACGAGGGUUUCCAGCUGCAAGACGACGGUCGAUCCUGCAAAUUUCGACUGGAAUUGAUUCCAGAGCUUCAAACACUUUUGAUCAACUACGAGUCCAUGUCUAAACGAUUGGCCGCACUGGAGCAGGAACCCAAAUUUAACAAUAGCGUGAGUCAACCAAUGCACACCGCACCACAGGUGGACGUUGUUGAUUAUCAGUCAACCAUAGCCAAUAUGACGGAUCAUAUUUUGUUAUUGGAAGAAAAGCUGAACAAACUGCAAAACGAGACGACUUUGCUGAUUGCUAACAGCAAUAACUGCGUGGAAUCCAGUGAAUCCUCGAACAGUGAUUCGCUAGAAUCAUUGAGCGCACAGAUAUCCAUUCUGGAGGAACGAUUGGCGGACUGUACAUGCACAAUGACCCCAUCCGUUAACGCAAUCAAGAUGCGCCCUUAACCAACUUUGCGCCGUCCACCUUUCCCAACUAUCUUGCCACCGAGCGGAUCGUCACUUCCUUAAAAGUCCAAUACAUUCAAAAGAAACACGAUUCGAACCAAGCCGAACUUCCAUCCCCCUUAUUAUUUCGCAUCAUCACAUCCAAGCCACUGACUGCCACGGGACGUGACUGUUUUUUGUUUUUUGUUUUUUUCUUGCUUCCUUUUUUAAAUCGUUUUUGUUUUCGAAUUCUGGAAGUUAACUGGAAAUAUAUAGACACGCUAUCAUCGGA